Messenger RNA from Suillus clintonianus, 914 nucleotides. RefSeq names its product alpha/beta-hydrolase. The transcript has 3 exons. The coding region runs from base 45 to 914 and encodes 289 amino acids. The record is from RefSeq and is a predicted model, not a curated record. Lineage: Eukaryota; Fungi; Basidiomycota; Agaricomycetes; Boletales; Suillaceae.
AAGGUCUGACUACGGGAGACUAGGGCAAAACGUUAAUUCCUGUAAUGGAACCUCUGGAGGAAUAUACAGACAUAUCUUAUAUCCAGUCUGAACCACCCAACAACUUCCAUAACUUCGACAUCUAUAUCCCGAAACAAAACAGGUUACUGAACACCUCGGAUGAACAAUCUCACAUUACACCCCCUCUAGUUUGUUUCAUACAUGGAGGUGCAUGGAGAGGCGAAGAUAAGCUCGAUCAUGUUGAACUGGCUCGUGGACUUGCGAGUUUCACUGGAUACGUAGUGGCGGUCCCAAAUUACCGCCUGUCCCCUCGCGACACGACGGAAGAGAAUGCAUUCCUUCAUCCCAAUCACGCGAAAGAUAUCUUGCGAUUUCUCGAAUUCGUUAUCACUUGGGGAGGCCCGGGUGGCACCAGUGUCUAUGACCCAAACAGAUUGUGUUUGAUGGGGCAUAGCUGUGGUGCUCAUAUGUUGUCAUCGAUCUUCCUCGAGCCUACCCAAGGCGAGGACCAUUUGCGCCCCUCAGCCGAGCUUCUUAAAAGCAUAAAAGCCAUGAUCACUUCAGAGGGAAUAUAUGACAUCGAUCUCCUUCUCUCAAGUUUCCCCACUUAUAGGGCUUGGUUCGUCGAGGCUGCAUUUGGUCGGCGGAGUACCUACGGAGAAAAUUCAGUCACGAAGAUGAACCCGAGGGUGGAGUACCAUCACUUGCAAUGGUUAAUUGUACAUUCCAAAGGCGACACUUUAGUCGAUGAAGCCCAGAGCGAAGCAAUGUAUCAGCAUUUACUUCACACUAUCCCUCAUGUUACGAAGAACUUUGGAGAACUCAUAGAAGAGCACAAUGUCAUACUGAAAGGCGCAGCAUUUGUAAGACUUGUUGGACAAUUCAUUUUAGAUAAAGUGCCUCUUUCUACUUGA